This is a messenger RNA of Cyphomyrmex costatus, 1519 nucleotides long. RefSeq lists its product as uncharacterized. The record is from RefSeq and is a predicted model, not a curated record. The transcript has 5 exons. Bases 204 to 1430 code for a protein of 408 amino acids. Lineage: Eukaryota; Metazoa; Arthropoda; Insecta; Hymenoptera; Formicidae.
UUCAAAUCAAUUAAAAAACGAUUAAAUCGCAGCAAUUGAGGCCUUACUGCAUUUUGGACCAUCAUUUUAAGUUUUAAAUAACGUUGUGGGCAAAUAGCACCGCUCAAUGAUAAAAAUUAUUUUAACCAAGAGUAACAAUUCAGAAGAACAUGACAUUGUUAUAAAAAUCAGUGAUGUACGAUUGAUUUGCUUGAUGGAAAAUUAUGGAAGACGCAGCGACCAUGGCGCUUGAUUCCACAGUGAGAAGUAAAAAUUCGAGUCGUUCGAAAGAAUCGAAGGAUUCGGUGAAUUCGGAACUGAAACCAGACAGUUAUCUAGAAUCAAAAUACUCGAAAGAUGUCCUUAUCCCAGAAAAGCAGCAGCUGCAGGAACAGCAUCAGUUCUCAAAGCGCUCGAAGAAUCAGCAAGAUUUGCGGGCAGCUUCCAAAGCCAAGGACGACUCAAAUAUGCUGAUGUUUACGUCCUGUGGACAAUUGCUGCUUGGUAUUGUCUUAGUCGUCUUUGGUAUCUUGGUGCUCGUCCACGGUGCUUCUUUGGGCGGAUCUGGUGCAGGACUCUGGGCAGGUGCAGCCGCCCUAGUUGCCGGUGCACUUGGAGUGGUUGCAACAUUAGCGGCCUCGUCCACUAAAACAAAUUUUGCAUUUUCGUCCGCUCAUCUUGCGUCCAGUUUAAUCGCACUUGCCCUUUCAAACAUGGCCACUAUAACAGCAUUAACGGCGGUCGUCAGGGAUUCACAAAGGACACCGGACGUGUCAUUUCUCAGCUUUUCGGAUGAUGGUAGCGAUGUAAUGGAAAUCGAUAACGGCUUGGCGGGUUUGUUAGCAAGCAUUGGCCUAUUGGUGGCUAGCGUGGCUGAACUAUUAGUAUCCAGUUAUAGCUGCCUGACCUUGACACCGAAGUUAUGUGGCUGUCUGCGAGCGAAUUCUACCGACGAGAUGGUGAUCAACGGUCAUCUGAAGACGAGCAAUAUGGUUCAUCAGUGGGUUGUCACGCAGAAUCAUAUGCCGGCUAAGAGUCAACAACCAUCUGUCUAUUUAGUGCACCCGAUGCCAGUGCCUAUACACCCAAUGAUUCAGCCACCAUAUGGUAUGCCAUCGACACCUGGAGGAUUUGUAUCUGUUAGAUCUCUUUCAAUUUCGACACCGAUACCUAUAUUUUCUCAUAUGCCUCCGUAUUCUGGACGACCGCAAUCUCAAAUGUUCCGAUCAAAGCACAAACGUCAACCGUUCGCAAAUCAAGAAGAAACAAAGAGGCAUAUUGAAGUUAAAAAUGAAUCUUCAAAGAUGAUCAGCGAAGAUCAAAUUGAUCUGGCUCAGACUUACACGGGAUUAGACAAGAGAAUUUCCGAAGAAUUUAUUUCGAUCGCGAUGGAUCCAGAUAGAAAAUCAAAAGUUUCUAGCUGUUACGACAGUGAAAUUGGAACUUUUUGACAAAUUUCAGUUACAAUAUUUCAUGAAUUUAAUACAAAAUAUAAAAUUUGCUCAUGAUUAUAUCUAUUUUAUAUAGAUACAUUUAUUGC